This is a messenger RNA of Nomia melanderi (Alkali bee), 1674 nucleotides long. RefSeq lists its product as uncharacterized. The record is from RefSeq and is a predicted model, not a curated record. Lineage: Eukaryota; Metazoa; Arthropoda; Insecta; Hymenoptera; Halictidae.
AGUGAACAUUUGUUUUAUUCUGAUUAAUCUACGAUGCAUGCGAUAUAUAAUUGGUCGAAUUGGAUAAACAGCGUGCGAAACGCACUCGAUGCGUCAUCGGUCACGAAUAUUUUGUCAGUGACAAUCAAUGAUCAAUUGGGAACGGAUACACCUUGAAGGAUGCGGCAAUGGAUCGCCCUGGUGCGCAUGUCGUGCAAUCUAGUGUUAGGGGUUACCUUCCUACCCCCUGGACGAAGUAAACUCGCGUUUUGCGCGUUAAAGUCCGGAGUCAGGUCCGCAAACAAAAUAAAAGCAACGAAUACACAAGGAAUUUCGUCCUGUGAUCGCAAAGCGUUGGCUAGUCGCUCGACAAUCAUCUUAUUAGUUCUCGCACCAGCGAGAAACAGUGAAAGUUUAUUGAUUCCCUCUGCGUGAAACACGUUUCCGCGGUAUCGGCUGCUCCUUUUUCCGCGAGAAAUAAUCUUCUGUGACCAGUUCUCUUAAGAAACAACGCAAGAUGAAAGUAGGUCUGUUGAAAAAUUUCUUGCAUUACUUCAACUUGAAACAAGGCACAGUCUUGAUAGCUGUGUUUCAGUUGUUUAUAUCAGGAUUUAGUAUGAUAUUUUUCGUGUUGGCUCUGGCGCACGCUAUGGGAAUUCAAGAAAUGGUGGUAAGAGACACGGAAGACGCGCUUGAGAGGGAGGCUUUGGAAGAUAUAUCGUCGAAUCAUCUUAAUACAAAAAAAAUGGACAUGGCGCAUCACAAUGCGACCGAAACGGUAUACUCGAUGUAUUGCGGAUUAGUCAUCACAGUGAUACAUUUUAGUUCCACUAUUUUGCUCCUAUAUGGAGCACUAACGAAUAAUCGUCACUUCAUGGCGCCAUGGAUGAUGGUCAUGAUGACUAUAAUAUCAGCGUCGACGAUUUCCUUGUUCUUAGUAGAACAGGAUUGUCCCUUUAUCGCUACCCUUGGCGGCAAAGCUAAUAUUUGUGAACGUAUAAUCGUUCUGUUUCUCGUAAUCACGAGCUCUUACGUGUGGUUCGUGGUGUACAGUACGUAUAAGAGUCUCGAAACAAAGAUAGGAUUGACGCACAUUCUUCAUGGCGUGAAGAAAAAGCCUUUGGUGCCGGUCGUACAGAAAACAAAAAUCAAUCAGGUACGUGCGAACAAACCGUUCGAAGUAUAAAAAUCUUAUGGAGGCGUAGAAGUAGCCACAUUGUCGAGAAAGAGGAGCGAGAGAUGCUUGAUGACGAAGAAAUGAAAAUAAUUUCAUGUUGAACAAACAUUGUAUGUUGUAAGACACGACAAAAGGCGUUUACAAAGCUCAAAAAUGAUCUUCAGUACAAAAGGCUUGUUUCGUAUGUUACACAUAUUAUGUCUUGCUUAUGCGUUACGACUACUCGUUGAUAAUUCGCGUUGUUCGAUAACGAUACUGUGAAAACUAUACUCUGGACGACAACGCACAGACUUACAAUUAUUCUUAAAUCCGUAAUAACGAAAUUGCAUAUCGAAAACGGCGAUGCGUAUAUCGCAAUAUAUUUUUUCAAUUCGGUUAUUGCCACGAUUGAAUUUCAUAUUAUUUAAGUGAACAACGACACUCUUAAUUUGUUUCAUCGAUUUCGUUGAAACUUUCGUAUAAGCCACGAUACACACUUUCCUUAUGUAAGACUGAAUAUUAAUUGCUAAAGUGUUUUA